Juglans microcarpa x Juglans regia is the source of this 782-nucleotide messenger RNA. RefSeq names its product general transcription factor 3C polypeptide 6. The record is from RefSeq and is a predicted model, not a curated record. Gene Ontology annotation, cellular component: transcription factor TFIIIC complex. Lineage: Eukaryota; Viridiplantae; Streptophyta; Magnoliopsida; Fagales; Juglandaceae. Gene Ontology annotation, biological process: transcription by RNA polymerase III. Bases 192 to 548 code for a protein of 118 amino acids. The transcript is spliced from 5 exons.
CGUCAAGCCCUGCCCCCACCCAGCUCGUUCUUCUUCCGCAUUGUAAAUCCAAAUUUCCCCUCCACCCCCGCGUUCUCUCCACCCCAGCUCGUUCUUCUUCUUCACGGCUUCACCCCUCCGCCUGCAUUCUUGCUGCCGACAUCAUCGCCCGUCUUGUACUUCCACCGUCGUCUAGGACCGCCGACAAGGAUAUGGAGGUAAGCUCGGUGCAACAUCAUCAAGGGGAUGAAGAAGAAUUCGUUUUGCUUGAUCUCAACAGUGUUUCUGGGCAACUUGACAUCCCGUCAAAUGCACCAUAUGUUCUCUCUGGCCUGGACACAUUGAAUCCAGUAUUAAUUAUUGAUGACAAAUUGAAGUUGAUAGGUGAAUAUGAAGAAACAAUUGGCACAUGCUUGGUUUUCACGGAAGAAGGUGAAUGGUUUUGGUUCCUUGUAACAUGUCAUACUCGGUUUGUUUGCCAAGAAGUUAAGAGGGAUUCAGAAUUUCCCCCCACUUCCAUUAAUUCGAAACAUAUCUGCCUUUAUUACCUUGGUCGAGCCCCCAUAUGACAGAGGAACUAGAAGUCACAUUGAUCUCUGGCUAAGGAUGUGUGCUAAAUCCGCUUCUCUUUGCAGAUACUACCCCAGUGGUUCACGAAGAGACAGGACCAUCCGAAGCAAACCUUUUCUCAGGAAAAUGUAUAAUAGAUCCAAAUGGAGCGCCAAGCAAGGGUGUAAAACCAGUGGCACGGCUUCAUAAGAUUCUGAAGUUUAGAUUGGCACCUGAUGCUGACAAUCAAUUUG